AUGAUUCCAGGGGCCUUUAAUGGGGAACCGACGCUAAAUCUAUCGGAAACUUUCAAAGAAAGAUUGUGCCAACCUUGGAAGAAGACCUUGGUGGUGCGAUUAUUGGGAAGAUCAGUCUCUUAUGCUUACCUCUGUUCUCAACUCCGUUGGAAGUGGCGGCCGUCGGGAGCUCUGGACAUCAUAGACCUAAAUAAUGAAACUUUUCUUGUCACUUGCAGCAAUGAUCAAGAUUAUCUAACAGCGCUUUCGGGAGGACCUUGGGUGAUCCUCGAUCACUACCUCCUGGUGCAUCCAUGGUCACCGGACUUCCGUGUCUCCGACAAGCCACACAGAUCAGUGGUAGCCUGGGUGCAAUUUCCAGAACUUCCAGUUCAUUUCUACCACCGUGAAGUUCUUUUUGCGAUUGGCAACCUAAUUGGAAGGACGAUUAAGCUCGACUACCAUACAGAAAUCUUUAAAGGGGAAAAUUUGCUCGCAUGGCAAUUGAUCUCGAUAUGA
Messenger RNA from Linum tenue, 498 nucleotides. NCBI's taxonomy places the organism in Eukaryota, Viridiplantae, Streptophyta, Magnoliopsida, Malpighiales, Linaceae. The record is from the annotation of a GenBank genome assembly.